AUGGCGCCUCCAGUGGUCCGCGUGGGCAUUGCGGCCGUGAUUCAUGACCCCAGCACCAACAAAAUGAUCUUUGGAACGAGAAGAGGCUCUCACGGCAGUGGCACCAUCCAAUUCCCUGGUGGACAUCUUGAUAUGGGCGAGACUUGGUUCGCCUGCGCUGAACGAGAAACAUUCGAAGAGACGGGUUUGGUGGUCAAGGCAAAGAAGCUGCUGGCCGCGACCAAUGAUGUGUUCGAGCAGGAGAACAAGCACUAUAUUACCUUGUUCAUACUCUGUGAGAGAGUUGAUGAUCAAGAGCCACUCGUCUUGGAGCCCGAGAAAUGCGAAGGGUGGUUUUGGAAGAGCUGGUCUGACGUCAGGGACCUGAUGAGUGGGGGUAGCGGCGGCAAUGGGAGCGGGAGCGGUCAGCAAAGGGGACAAAAGUUUUUUCUGCCGAUAAUGAACCUGCUCAGGGAUCAUCCCGAUAUCGAGAGCCUGAUGUAG
Messenger RNA from Podospora bellae-mahoneyi, 483 nucleotides. RefSeq lists its product as uncharacterized. The transcript is spliced from 3 exons. Gene Ontology annotation, biological process: dGTP catabolic process. The coding region runs from base 1 to 483 and encodes 160 amino acids. The record is from RefSeq and is a predicted model, not a curated record. Gene Ontology annotation, cellular component: cytosol. Lineage: Eukaryota; Fungi; Ascomycota; Sordariomycetes; Sordariales; Podosporaceae. Gene Ontology annotation, molecular function: 8-oxo-7,8-dihydrodeoxyguanosine triphosphate pyrophosphatase activity.